AUGGUACAAGGGGUGAAUUCAGCUAAGCGGAGGGUUCACCACAGAAGCGGCCCCACAGAAGCGGUCCCACAGAAGCGAGGAAUUGAACCGCAGAAGAGGUUAGGCGUGAAGAGGGCUGGGACCGCAGGUGCGGUCGUUUGGCGGCAGAUGCAGGACUGCGCCUGCGGUGGAGAAGGCGCAGAAGCGGAGAACGGGCAUCCUGGGAAGGACCGCAUAUGCGCAUUGUGCAUCUAUUCGACUCUACGGAAGGACGUGGAAUGCCGAUUAUGGAUCUUCGAAGCGAGGUAUAUGGUGAUGACUACUGUCAAGAAAGGGAAGCCUGGUUUAAGGAAGAAAGUCAUGUCUGCUGUCAUUGUUAGACAACGUAAACCUUGGCGACGAAAGUAUGGUGUCUUCAUGUACUUGGAAAAUAAUGCAAGUGUUAUUGUGAAUCCCAAGGGAAAAAUGAAAGGUUCUGCUAUCAUUGGUCCAAUUGCGAAGGAGUGCGCUGAUUUUAUGGCCAAGGAUUGUUGGUGCAACUAA
Nicotiana tabacum (common tobacco) is the source of this 522-nucleotide messenger RNA. The record is from RefSeq and is a predicted model, not a curated record. Lineage: Eukaryota; Viridiplantae; Streptophyta; Magnoliopsida; Solanales; Solanaceae.